Nanorana parkeri is the source of this 1814-nucleotide messenger RNA. RefSeq names its product receptor tyrosine-protein kinase erbB-4-like. Gene Ontology annotation, cellular component: signaling receptor complex; basal plasma membrane. The record is from RefSeq and is a predicted model, not a curated record. NCBI's taxonomy places the organism in Eukaryota, Metazoa, Chordata, Amphibia, Anura, Dicroglossidae. Gene Ontology annotation, molecular function: epidermal growth factor receptor binding; transmembrane receptor protein tyrosine kinase activity. The annotation marks the transcript as partial. Gene Ontology annotation, biological process: multicellular organism development; positive regulation of kinase activity; cell surface receptor protein tyrosine kinase signaling pathway. The transcript has 14 exons.
UAUGACAUUGUUCUUAUAUCUGUCUCUCUUGCAGUAUGUACCGGAACAGAAAACAAACUGAGCUCCCUCUCGGACUUGGAUCAGCAGUACAAGGCCCUGCGCAAGUACUAUGAGAAUUGUGAAGUGGUCAUGGGAAACCUAGAGAUCACCAGCAUUGAACAUGGGCGGAACCUCAGUUUUUUAAGGUCCAUCCGUGAGGUGACAGGAUAUGUCCUUGUAGCUCUUAACCAGUUUGAAUAUCUUCCACUUGAGAACCUACGAAUUAUUCGUGGAACCAAGCUGUAUGAGGACCGUUAUGCACUGUUCAUCUUCCUGAACUAUUUGAAGGAUGGAAAACAUGGACUGCGUGAGCUCGGACUGAGAAAUCUGACGGAGAUCCUGAAUGGUGGAGUGUACCUGGACCGCAAUGACUUCCUUUGUUAUGCAGAUACCAUAAAUUGGCAGGAUAUUGUUCGCAAUCCCAAUGCUACAGUGUUCCCGAUGAGCAGAAAUCCAAAUUGUGGGAAAUGUCCAAAAGCAUGUCCUGACCACUGUUGGGGGCCAAAAGAAAAUCAGUGCCAAAGAUUGACGAAGAUUGUGUGCGCUGAACAGUGUGAUGGCCGCUGCUAUGGACCUUACGUUAGUAAUUGCUGUCACCGGGAAUGUGCUGGAGGCUGCUCUGGACCUAAAGACACUGACUGUUUUGCCUGUCUGAAAUUUAAUGACAGUGGAUCUUGUGUCACCCAGUGUCCACAGCCCAAUAUAUAUAAUCCAACUGCCUUUCAACUGGAGCAAAAUCCUAAGGCUAAGUACACCUAUGGAGCUUUCUGUGUCAACAAAUGCCCACAUAACUUUGUUGUGGAUGACAGUUCAUGUGUGAGGGCAUGUCCAAGUAACAAGAUGGAAGUGGAAGAAAAUGGAAUCAAAAUGUGUAAGCCUUGUGCUGGAAUCUGUCCGAAAGUGUGUGAUGGAAUCGGGACAGUGUCCCUAAAAUCAUCUCAGACUGUGGAUUCCAGCAAUAUUGACAAGUUUAUAAACUGCACUAAGAUUAAUGGAAAUCUCCUUUUCCUGGUGACUGGCAUUGAAGGGGAUGCAUAUCACAACAUAGCUGCACUGGAUCCGGAGAAAUUAAAUAUCUUCCGCACUGUUAGAGAGAUCACAGGUUAUCUUAACAUACAGUCCUGGCCAAAGAAUAUGACAGAUCUCAGUGUCUUUUCCAAUUUGGUGAGCAUCGGAGGUCGGGAUUUAUACAGUGGAAUCUCACUGCUUAUUCUCAAGCAGCAAAGUCUUACUUCUCUGAAGCUCCAGUCGCUCAAAGAGAUCAGUGCGGGUAAUGUCUAUAUCACUGAUAACCAUAACCUCUGCUACUACAAUACCAUCAACUGGACUUCAUUGUUCAGGACAACCAGCCAGAAAACCACCAUACGGGACAACAAAAAGGCUGAAAACUGCACUGCUGAAGGAAUGGUGUGUCAUCCUCUUUGUUCUGCUGCUGGUUGUUGGGGACCAGGGUCUGAUCAGUGCCUGUCCUGCAAAUACUUCAGUCGAGACAAAUCAUGUGUCAGAUCCUGCAACCUUCGCUCUGGAGAGCCCCGGGAGUUUUCCAAUGGUUCUGUCUGCCUUAACUGUGAUAGCCAGUGUGAGAAGAUGGAAGGAGGUGCACCUACCUGUUAUGGACCGGGUCCUGAGCACUGUGCAAAAUGCUCCAAUUUUAAAGAUGGCCCCAACUGCGUGGAAAAGUGUCCUGAAGGUCUCCAGGGAGCACACAGCUUCAUCUUUAAAUAUGCUGAUGAGGACAGAGAGUGCCGUCCAUGCCACCCAAACUGCACUGAUGG